AUGCAAUUUGGACUCUUAAUAUGGGUGCUGUAUAGUUUGCUUGAUUAUUGUCUUGCACAUACGGGUGAAUACGUUUUUGCGAUCAACCAAAUAAAUUCAAGUUUCCCGAUUCCAUUGGCUUCAAUUCAUAUAACUGACAAUGAAACAACAAUAGAUCCAUCCAAUUUGGUAUCGGAACCAUUAGAGGAUGUAUGCCUAUCGUUUUUUCACGCACGUCAGGAAACCCCACAAUUUAAAUGCUUUAAUUACUUCGAAAACUCAAAUGUUGCCUCAAAAAAUGGCGAAUUGAUCGGGGAGUUGAGACUAUUUAUGGAUCAUUCAUGGAUUGAUUCUGUUUCUUUCAUCAGCACCGACUCCCCACUAAAAAUUACAUUCAGCAAUAUCAAUGAACUACAUGAUCCACAGCCGAGGUUACAAAUACCUACAACUGAGCUAUCCUCCAAGGAUAAAUCUUUCUCAAACGCUAAAGACGUGAUGACGAAAGAGACAAGUGAAAAUUUUGAAGUGGAGGGAAAGCAAGAAGACGAUAAGUCUUUAAAAAAGCCAAAACUGAUUGAUGGUGAUGUUGAUGUUGAUGGUGUGGAAUUUGAAGAAGUGGUGAAACCCUCCAACUUUUAUAAAGACAACCAAACUUUCAUUGAGAGAAACUGGAAAUUUAUACUUGGUCCAAUAGUUGUUAUUAUUAUCAUUGGUAACCUCUUUGGACCACGUAAUUAA
Molecule: messenger RNA, 717 nt
Organism: Pichia kudriavzevii
Lineage: Eukaryota; Fungi; Ascomycota; Pichiomycetes; Pichiales; Pichiaceae
Exons: 1
Coding region: 1-717 (238 amino acids)
Source: RefSeq, a predicted model, not a curated record